UAAUUUUAUGUUUGCAAAAUACGUAAUUUUUUUAGAAGCGUAAUAUAUAAAAACUUUGGAGACGAUUAUCGGCCUGCUUUUCAUAAAUUCAGAAGAUAUAGCUGUAUCAUAGAUAACGGAUAUCUACAUAUCAGACAUAUUCCGCACAAACAGAUAGGCACAAACAGAUAGAUAUCGUAACAGGACGCAUCAAUAGUACGACCAACGAAAGCUAAAGGUUAAUGGCUUUAUAUCACGUAUCAUCCUGUUGAUGUAAAAAAGACACAAACUUCUAUAUAAGUUAAGAUUGAACGAUUUUUCAAGACCUGCGGAAAGAAAACACGAUGAAACGGUUAUCGAAUCUUGCAACGAUAUCGCUUUGAUAUCGCGACUUGUUUCUUCUUUGUUCCGAGAGACAUCAAGAUGGCCUCAUACUAUUUCUAAUCUAAAUACCGUGUCGAGCAUUUUCUGGCUCUGACGUAUGUAAAUUCUCUUGAACUAAAUUACAGCAAAUCGAGAACGCUUGGAGUUCAAUCGGUCAUCGAAUAACUCAUCGUAUCAUGAGCCAACUUCGGAAAUCCAAAAGAUUGUCUUCACCGUUACAAUAUAUCUCUUCUUAAUUUCACAAAAUUGUCAAGAAAAGAACAUUAGCUUUUUAAAUCUAGACGUUGAGUUUCAAACACCGGAAACUGCAAUCUUGUGUCACCACGAGGAUAGACGCUCGUGGCGAAAAUCGGACGAUCACGAAGGCAGUCAUCAACGAAGGGUUAUCAAAACGGUGAUAAGAACCAUUAAAAAUGCUUCGCGAAGAAACGGACAACGAGAGGGUCGAUUAUAGAGCCGUCAAAGCCGACGACCACGUAAUAAAUAAUCAUCGCAAGGGAUUGAAUUAUUUCCAUCUCGUUCGAAAAUAUUUGGAUAACGAAAAUAGAAUACAAAAAAGAAAGGAACUCUCUAAUGAAGCUACAGAGGAUGAGGCGGAAGAGGAGGAACAUGACGAAACCCGUAGCGAAGAUGAAGAUGCAAAAAUACAGAGAAAAAAAGAAAAUGAAAACGAGCAGAAAACUACGCAGAAUGGGCAAUGCGCGGUUUGUCAUAUUAUUAUUAAUGAGACGAAUCUCGGAGGAAGUGUCGUCGAGUCCAAACAAGAUCCACAUUAUUCCGAGGAUUAUUUGUUAUGUCAACGUUGCGUACGAAAUUUUUCAAUUCGAUCAGAUGCCGACUCCCUUCAGCCUCGAAGAUCGCACCCAAGUUUUUUCCAGAGCAGAGACGAUGAUCGCAGCAAUCGCGUACAUUCAAGAUACUUGCAACCGCCGUCACAUCCUGCAUUGGGAUCACGUCGCGAUCAAUGGAGUUGUAAUUUUGACAGGACGACGCCUGUCGAGAAUAACAAAACAUUAAAUUAUGAGUCAGAUAUCACCUCGUAUGUUCAUGACCGAGGCGAUCCGUGUCAGGAGAAGCAAACGGAGAACUACGGGAGGCAAUGUCAAGAACAGCAUGAUUAUUCCAACGUGACGAGGAGAAAUAUCGCAGUGGACCGAUAUGUCUCCGAAAUGAAAAUCAAAAGUCCCUCUUUGUCUUCCGUUGACUGUUCCCGCAGACCUAUUCGUUGUCCGCGUUUGGAUUGCUCAGUAAACGUCGCCUUCUCGGCGCUUACCCACCACUUCCUCUUUGAUCAUCCCGAGGUGCCUAUCCUUAGCGUCGAACCCGGUACUGAAAGUACACUUAUUAUCAGUUAUGGAGCUCUCUCUUGCAACUCUAGCCGAUGUCUAGCUCUCUUACUGGUAUCCGGAAAACUCUCAGAUUCCUCAGCGAGGCUGUUUGGUGGCAGUCAGAUAAACCCCAAGUAUCGGAAUCGAUUGCCUCUACCAGUGCUGGCAGCGCGUCUACAUAGCAAUCACAAUUAUGCGUGCUGUGAGGAUGUGCAUGCUGGCGGUGAAAGCCAGUGUGAGAAGGACAUGAUCAUCGCCUGGGUGGCGGGAUUAGAUGUUAGUGACACGGCUGAUAGACUUCGAUGUAGUAUUCAGGCCGUUGACAGUAUCGAGAAUGGAGGAUUCCGAUCGCUUACAUAUACGGGUCCUGUGACAUCUCUGAGAACUGCUCAAUGUCCGCGUGACGUCUUUUUGACCGGCGAUUGUAUAGUUCUCCACGAGGGAUUGAUCAGUCAUAUCACUUCCGGUUGUACUAGUCUCAAUGUAAAUGUUAUUGUACACUAACUUGUUCCAUAUUAAUAUA
Pogonomyrmex barbatus (red harvester ant) is the source of this 2214-nucleotide messenger RNA. RefSeq lists its product as uncharacterized. Lineage: Eukaryota; Metazoa; Arthropoda; Insecta; Hymenoptera; Formicidae. The record is from RefSeq and is a predicted model, not a curated record.